Molecule: messenger RNA, 4757 nt
Organism: Bombus pyrosoma
Lineage: Eukaryota; Metazoa; Arthropoda; Insecta; Hymenoptera; Apidae
Exons: 11
Coding region: 772-2604 (610 amino acids)
Source: RefSeq, a predicted model, not a curated record
UUGAAUUAUCUGUUGCGAGAAACGUGAUUCAAGUUUUCGAGUAUUGAUUAUUUCUAAGAAAUAUCGAUCGGUCGUGUGAAUCUCCUUUUUGUUUUUUCAGACAAUCGUUGAAGAUUGUUUAUUACUUUUUGAGAAGAAAAACGAAAGUUUGCGAGUAACAUCCUGCCUGAAAUUUGGUUCCAGCUUUGGAAUAUCGACUAUUUCUAUCGAAUAUCGAUUAUUUAUGAGUAUUUCCUUGUAUCUUGUGCUUUAUAUAUCAGAGGACAUUUUGAAAUUAUCUUUAAGAAGGAGGACAGGAGACUGCGGGUAAUAUCCUGCUUCGAAAUUAAUUUAAACUUUGGGAUAUUGACUGUUUCUACUAAAUGUUCAUUGACUACGUGUAUUUUUCUACUUGGUAAUGGAACGAUCGUAGGAAACAUCUUUGAACUAUUUUCUAAAGAAGGAACGUCAGAGUUUAAAACUAAUAACUUGCUUGAAGUUUGAUUCAAGCUUUUGAAAUGGCUUAGAUCGAAUUAUUCGUUGAAACGUCCUGAACUUAUCGGUAAAGCUCCUUCGCGUUCUGAAGUCCGACGAAACAUUUCGUCAAUCUGAGACGGAGAAGAGAUGCUGGUUAAUUAAAUUAGAGAUAAGUAACUGUCGUUUUUCAGCAAUGGAUUGUAGCGAGGAAGAGGUAUAAUCUUACUUUUACGUGUUCAAUUUUCACUUACUCGACGUUGCUUCUUUUAGUUGACGAAAAUCAAUGUCUUCCGAUUAAACAUUCUAAUCCCACUGAUGGAGAUCUUGGACGUGUACGCGUCGUUUAAACAAGAAUUAAGUCCAGAUGAGUUUUGCAUUCGUUUGUUUGUUAACGAAGGCUCGAGAGAGAAAUGUAAACUCUAUCACGAUCCUGUUAUAGAACGUUUCAGGAAUAUCGAAGAACUUAAGGCUUUGUCAGUUUCGUUGCAAAAUGUAAUCAUCGAUUUAUUCAUGAAUAUCGUUCGUUACACGGCUUUCUUGGAAUCAAUAAGUAAAGAUUAUCUGGAUAAACAGAACUGUCGCAAUUACAACGAUUUGCCUCAGAUCAUAGUGUUUGUGUACAUCUUAUCAUACAGAAUAUGCAGCUUGUUUUUCGAAGAUUCGAUCGAUUGCUUCGUUCGCUUUAAAGUAAAGAAAAUGUUGUCCCUCGUUGCGUAUCUUCUUCGCACGGAAACUCCCAAUCUUUUCCAUGAGAAGGGUUGCCUGACGUUCGACGAAGAUUUCGUGGAGGGAAACCUGGUUCUGCCAUUUUUAGAGGCAACGCCGUGUUUAGAGAAACUUCAGGAGCAUUUAAAGCAGCACAUACAAAAUACGAAGAUUCCUAAAAAGGAAUUGACUACUCCUGUGUUUAUGAACGUUUUAAAUCGACCAAGAAUGCGUUUUAAAGUGCCACCCGGUACACCUGAAGACCUGUCGGCGAUGAAGUUCACGCGUCAAAUUCCAAAGACGAAUUACCUUAAACCGUCAACGGAGAGAAAAUUGGAGCUUUUGAGUGCAACUAACAAGAUAAAUGCUAUGAGAUUGUUGAAGGACGCGAAUGAGAAUGCACCAAGUUGCUUCUAUCGGCGUAAAGAUUCAGACAACUCGGUAGAGAAAGAGAAACCAAAGGCAACUUUCGUGGGAAAAUCGGUUCCGAAAUUUAAGCCAGUCGAAGUAAAACAGACAGCAGCUUCGACAUUAAGAGAAUGCGCGCGUGUGAUCAACAUGGAAGAGAAAGAAAUAAAAAGAUUGAAAGCAUUAGCUGAAGGAGGUACCGAUCCAGCUUCGAUACUGAAAUUCCAAGAAGAAAGACGUCAGCAACAAAAAGAGGAAGAGUUAUUAAAGAUACAAGAGAAACAUCUAUUGGCUUUGUUAACCCGUGAGAAUGCUUUCAUUGCGAAACAAUCGCUGUUGAACGAUGUGAAAGCGCACGCAGAAAGCGUUCGAAAGGAGAAGCAAGAACUUUACGACAAGUUAGAGAAAUGGAGAGAGAAUCACAACAGGGAGAUGACGGAAAUCGUUGAAAAGUGCCGCGAAGUUGAACAAGCCUCUCGUGAAGCUUUUAAUGCCAUGGUCGACGAGAAGAGGCAGAAAGCCGCAGAGGUGACCGAAGAAUCGCGGCAAUUGAAAGCCCAGUUGGUCAAGCAGAGAGAGAAAGAAACUCGCAGGAAAAUUAAAUUGAUCCAAGAAAUUAAGACGCUUCAAUCUUUACGAGCAUUGCCAUCGAUCAAGGAUUUCGAUCCAACAGAAUCAAGCGGUUUAGGUCUUCUUUGUGAAAUGUCCUUGGCGGAGUUGAAAGAGAGAUUAUUUUGGACCAAGAUGAAAUUGGACGAGGAAACAAAGGAGAGAAAAUCUGUUAUCUAUCGAGAACGCGAAAGGCAGAAAAACUUGAUCAACGAAACGAGAAAAGCGCUCGAAGAAUAUAAAGCGAGCAAGUUAGUUGUAAAACUAUUACAUAUCGUUAAUUAUUUGCGGCGUGCUGUUUUUCCGACGAAAUCACGGCAACGAUUACAGCCUGUUAGCUCACCGGAGAUCGACGCGUUGCGAAAGAAACUGGAAGAACAGAAAGCACUAAGGUUGCAGAAAGGAACGGUAUCUAUUUCGAAAUAAACGUAUCAAAGAUUUUAUCUGUUCAGAUAGAACGUUUCAAAUCCGAUGAAUUAUUUAGAAUUUAUCUACUAAUCUACUUAUCUACUAAUUCCGUAGUCACUGUGUAAUAAUAUGAUAAAGCAGAAAUGUUUUCCGAAAUUAAUAGUGUAUUACGAUUGUUGCGAAACAAAUGUUUAAUGAUAAAGCCUGUUUGCGAAUUCGUAAUUAAAAAUUCACAAGUUAUUUUUGGGAGACCAAGAAAUUGUGAAAAUAAUCAGGAUAAAAUAAGUAAAUAAAAGUGAUAUGACUAAUUUAAAUACUAAUAUUUAAAUCUUUGACUCUUGCUGAUAGAGAUUAAAAUGGGAAAUUAUGUAAAUAUUAUACAACAACAGCAGAGUAAUGUUUAGAAGGCAACAAUUACGUAACAGAAACGUCGAUAGAAACGUUUAUGUUACCCAUUUAUAUAUACAUAACUUUUUAAAAAUUCCACGAUAUGAAUAUUAAGGAAGACUUAAUUGAUUUAUUGACUAUUUUGGUAAAAUUGCAGACGCGUUUUUCUUUCUAUCUUUCGCUGUAGAUUCUAGAUGUAAUAUAAGAACGCAGAUUAAAUCGUUUGAAUAGAUAGAUUUACGAUUAUUUUUUAUGUAGUAUAGCAUAUUUAGUAUUCCACGAAUAAUACAAAAUUUCAUAUUUUUCAGUAAGAUGAUACCUCUAAUAAUAUGACACGAACUGAAAAACGAACAAUUGUUAUAAGGUAGAAACUCAUCGUGUUUAUUAUCUUGCACAACUCAGCUUGAAAUAGACCAAUAUUAAAUACAUAUGACGUCGCGCUUGUUACAUUAUUACAUUUCUUCAUUGUAUAAAUCUUUCUACACGUACACGAAUAUUUAUAUAAUAAGGAAUAAUAGUUAUUAGUAAUAGUAAUUUAGUAGUAAUCGAAAUAUGAAGAUAUGUUCGACCGUUCGCGGAGAGACGCGGUCGCGGUAUAGCGUGCCAACGAGAGUCGUAAAUUCUUGUUACGAUACGAUAAUUGACGCCACAAAUCAGCCGAUCUCUUAUUUCGGUUAAGAUAAUAGAGGUGGUUGAAAUGAUUGUAACACUGAGUUAACGGAUUAAAAAGACAUUUUAUUUCCAACGACUUUAAGGAUUUAAGUAUAUACGCGUGGUCCAUGUAGACGUGUUCUCGACGAAGAGAAGUUAAGAUGUCGACUGAUUGAAGAUUGACUAGUAAGCGAGUUUCGGUAACAGUGAUGACGAAGAAGAAGGCUAUUGAUGGGUGUGUCUAGACGGGACCAUCGGAUUCGUUGAUAGCAAUCUUGGUUAGGAAAAUGAGGGCAACAGUCAUCGCUGCUAAUCUGAUGAGAAAAAUGGUUGAUGAGUAAGGUAGGAUAAAUAAGGAUGAGUGCUGGUCAUCCCCGAUCAAAGUCUCUUAUGGAUGGCAUUGUACAUUGGAGAAACUCCUUUUCUUGUGUUUUCCCGAAAUGAAUAACAUCGCUAAGGAACACUUCAACUUAAAACAUACUUUUUAUCUUAUGCAUAAACAAUUAAUUUAUAAUAUGCUUGAUACAAAAUAUUCUUUCAACAAUAUCAAUCGUAUGUAAGUCGUUCCGUUAGAAAAAUUUACUAAAUGUCCAGCUGGACAAAUUGUAAAGUACAAAUUAAAUAAUAAAAAAAAGUCGUCCCAGAUUUCUCGAGCCAAACCUUGUUUAUACGUUCUAUAAGUCAAGGCAAAAUAGAAAUAUCAUAAAAAGAUACAUGUGUCAUUGGAAACAUCGAUAAAGAAAUAUAGCAGGCAAUUGAUGUACGAAAUAUAGAUUACGAUGCAAGCUUACGAUGCAACGAACGUGAGAGUCUAUGAUACAGGAUAUAAAUAGAUUGGAAACAUUUACAUUUUUUCCAAGACUAGAGAUUGAAGAGACGCGGCAAGAGAAUGAAUCUGAUACUUUUUGAAGUUCUUGUUUAUUACUCGUUUGGGUCGAACCUGCCUCGCUGAAGAUAACGAGACACAGUCUCGUUAGUAACUUAUAAAAAUACAAGAAUAAAGAAAAAAGGAGAAAUGUGAAAUGCUUUCUAUAUACAGACAGAAGGAACGUGUGCAAGCAAUAAGAACGUAGACAAGAUACGAGACGGAAAAAUUAUCAUUACGUAAUCAAGGACAUACACGAAUUUCAAAU